This is a messenger RNA of Odontomachus brunneus, 1014 nucleotides long. Its product is annotated as coiled-coil domain-containing protein 86. The transcript has 4 exons. Gene Ontology annotation, cellular component: nucleolus. The record is from RefSeq and is a predicted model, not a curated record. The coding region runs from base 371 to 865 and encodes 164 amino acids. NCBI's taxonomy places the organism in Eukaryota, Metazoa, Arthropoda, Insecta, Hymenoptera, Formicidae.
CUGUAGGUAACAGAUAAUGUCCACGAUUUCUUGUUCUGUUCCGUGCUAUAAGUAAAAUUUACAAUAAAAUUUACUACUAAAAGAAAAAGGAAAAUUAAGAAACAUAAAUUAUUGUUAAAUAGAAAUAACUUCUGAAUAUUUUUCCUCUUCACAUGUUAUAUAUUUUUAUAUUUUUGCCGUAUUAACAAAAUUUGCUUUAUCGAGGGUGUGGAUCAGUAAAGUAGUUUACAAAACAAUCUCGAUCGAGUUGCACUUGUUAUUUGCUUUUAAAAGCGCGACCUGAGAACCAUAGAGAGAAAGAAAGAGAGUUUUUAAAAGCGAUAUCGCCACGUGACAAAAUAACCUAUAAGUAUUAUUUACACACGCAACGAUGAAUGACGCUGACGAAGAAAGAUUAUCAAAUAUGUUAGAUGUGACAAACAGCAAUGUGGAUUCAAUACAGAAAGAAACAUCAGUGAUGAAUCAGGGGCAUACAAAACGAGUUGAUCCGAAAGCCGAACGUGAGAGGUUAUAUAUUCCAAAGGGCAAACCAAAAUCUGGCAGGAUAUGGAAAGAACAAAAGACAAAAUUUUCCUCUAUAAUCAAAACACGUGGGAUUAGGUUAUCCCUUACUAAGAAACAAAAAUUAAGAGAGGAUCUUAAACGCGUUAAGGACAUGUCAAGAGCAAUCAAAUUACAAAAACAGGAGGAGAAGGAGGCAAAGAAACAACGAAGAAUAGAAAAUUUAAAGAGAGCUGAGGAGAAUAGGAAGAAAAGUGAAAUUGUACAAGUUAUCACAAAUACUGCAAAGAUAAAACGAAUGAGAAAGAAACAGUUGCGAAUGAUUGAAAAGCGAGAUAUAACCAAUGUGCAACGCACAGUAUAAUAUGGAUGAAAUUAUAGAAACUUUCAUGUCUCGUACGUACCUCGACUCCACCAUCAAUAUCGCGCCCCAAUCGUUUAUGUGUCUGAUGCAACGACCCAGUGCUUGAUUCAACGUCCUGAACGCGUUUAUAUUAUACCAGUCUAAACCGG